UCCGAGGUAUCAGCGGUGGGUGUUUGCCUCGGCUGUGAUAGCGAGCGGCUGCUUCAUUCACCAUGCCUACUCCGAGGCAUCGGUACAUGUUGGUCGGUUUUUCUGACGAGUUGGACUGGAGAGCCUUGAACUUCGUGGAACCAAUUCCACCUAACAUAAUGUGCAAAGCGUGCGGCCUAGUGACCAGAGUGACCGCAUUUCUGCCUUGCCUGCACGUUUUCUGCAAUAAGUGCUACGAACAGUGCCGCAACGAUGGCGGGCACUGCUGUCCACUCGACGGUCAACGAGCCUUGGAAGAAGAUGUCCAAUGGAUGGAGUUUCCUGUGGGGAACCUGCUCAAAAGGAAGGUGAAGUGCUGGAACGAAGACCGAGGCUGCGACAUUGUUCUGCCUGCAUCGGAACUCAACAGGCACUUUUGCAAGGACUGUGACCACCACUCCACUUCCUGUCCGAGAUGUUCGAUGGUCGUACGCUGUCAUAAUGUGUGCACGCACUUGCAGAGCGAGUGCAGGGAUCACGUGAUGUCUGUGACGUCCGGGAAUCCGCAAACUAAGAUUACUGGCGAAAAAGCAAUGAUGAUGGCUUUGAAUGCAAAUAUAGAGACACGAGUAGGUGAAAUGAAAGAGAGACUGGACCACCUUACGCAUGAGAACAACGUCCAAAGUAACCGCCUUAAUGAGAUUUCACAUUGCUUGAACACGGUCAGGGAAGCACUGCUAGAAAUAUCAAGCUUACGUAAUAGAUCUGACAGCCUUGCAUCCUGCUCAGAGGCAAUCCAAGAAGCUCUGAAUGACCACGGUGAAACGUUACAGCAGCUUGCAGGAACAUUAAGCAAAUCACAUGAAAGGCUUAAAGAUGCUGUGGAAAGCACGAAGCUCAGUCUCGAAGAAAAAUAUGAAGACACUGCGAAUACACUCAGAGCUGAUCUAACUCAACAUUUUAGUGGUGAGUGUGGUGCACUAAAGGAAACCCUUCAAAAAGAGUUGAAGGAUGCCACAAAGACAAUCUGCAGCGGCUGCGCAGAAACUGUUUCCAGGAUUGCUGGAGAAAAGAUCUGCGAGAAGCAAAUAAAUUCAAGUGCAAUAAAUACAGAGAAAAUACUGGCUUUAAACACAAUCCAUGUCAAGCGACAUGAAUUCUUUGUUGAAGGAUUCAAAGCCAUGAAGGAGAGCGCCAGGAUUUUUUCGCCAUGAAAGUGAAAAGACGUACAUGACUGGCUAUCGCCUAUCGCCAGGCGUGCAUUUUAAGAAAGAAGGGCCGCAUGUGAACCUGCAUCCUCGCAUCCAGCUGCACAAGGGAAUGAUCGACGACGUUCUUGAAUGGCCGUUCAAAGAAAAGGUUCGGUUCACCAUUAAACACCCAUCGCAAAACAAAGAGUGCAGAAAAGAGCAAGU
This is a messenger RNA of Rhipicephalus sanguineus (brown dog tick), 1394 nucleotides long. RefSeq lists its product as uncharacterized. Bases 63 to 1193 code for a protein of 376 amino acids. The transcript is spliced from 3 exons. The record is from RefSeq and is a predicted model, not a curated record. Lineage: Eukaryota; Metazoa; Arthropoda; Arachnida; Ixodida; Ixodidae.